AAACUUUCAUUCCCAUUUGCUGACCUUCCAGUCGAGCUAGCCCUCAUUAUCUUUAAACAUGCGGCACAACCCAGUUUCUCCCAAUCUGCACCAUACAAGUCUCAAAACCCAUAUUCAUCCGCCCUCGCUCUCUGUCUUGUCUCUAAAGAGGUCAGGAAAACAGUGUUGCCCGAAAUUCUUCGCACCGUGUUGCUCCCGCAGUUGCACAACGUGACAGCAUUCGUGGAUGCUUUACGCAUGCAGGAGACAUAUGCUCAGCAAGACCACCAAUUCAAAUUCGACUACGCGAAACACGUACGCAGGAUUUGGAUGGGACAGUUUCGUGGCCGCCUCCCAGGACUUUCGCUCAACGGAUUCGGACAAAUGCAAUCUGGGCUAGACCUCAGCCCCCUGGCCCCCGUCCUGCUCGCUGCACCAUCCAUCGCGGUCGACUUUGAGAAUCUGGAACUUCUGUCGGCUUGCCUCUUUCAUGCCUGGAAAUCUCGCUCGGACAACCACGAAGAAUCUCCGGCUCUGUACAGCCCAAAAAGCUUGAUGGUGACGGGUUCUGAGUCGACCCGCCAAUGGGCAUCCUACAUCAAGACUGACCACGGAGCGGCUUUCCUCGCUUCCAUCUCUCACGUCAUCUCCAUCACACACACAAUAGCCGACAGCACUCGGCACCAGCGUGGCACCUGCCACCGCGAGAAUGCAGCGAAAAUCUACAAGCUGCCUGAUUGGAUGAUGCGGGCGCCA
Suillus bovinus is the source of this 735-nucleotide messenger RNA. RefSeq lists its product as uncharacterized. The annotation marks the transcript as partial. The record is from RefSeq and is a predicted model, not a curated record. Lineage: Eukaryota; Fungi; Basidiomycota; Agaricomycetes; Boletales; Suillaceae. The transcript has a single exon.